Penicillium oxalicum is the source of this 411-nucleotide messenger RNA. RefSeq lists its product as uncharacterized. The coding region runs from base 1 to 411 and encodes 136 amino acids. NCBI's taxonomy places the organism in Eukaryota, Fungi, Ascomycota, Eurotiomycetes, Eurotiales, Aspergillaceae. The transcript is spliced from 4 exons. The record is from RefSeq and is a predicted model, not a curated record.
AUGGUUAAAUAUACAUCGGCUGCGGCGCGUACAUCGGGACGUAUUGCUGAGGAUACAUCGGAUAAUGGUACAUGGGCUGCUGGUAUGGAUGUGGGUAUGGCAUUAGAGGAGUACCCGCAGAACCCGCAGCAGCAGGGGUACACGCAGCAGCAGGGGUACACGCAGCAGCAGGGUACCCUCGCUGAUUAUACAUUGGUUGAUUAUUGCGUGUGGCCUGAUUGGGCACAGGAGUAUAACGCGAUGAGGUUGAUCCCCUGGGCGGUGGAGGGUGUCUCCCGCGGGCAGAUUGGUCCGUUCUCUCCGGCGGACUCUAGGACGGUUCCUGCGCUGUCUCAUGAAAUUGCGCCUCGCCUUCUGGCUGUUGAUGAGAUUGGAUGGGUAAGCCUUAUGACUGCUCCCUUGGAGCGUUAG